Molecule: messenger RNA, 2272 nt
Organism: Salvia miltiorrhiza (redroot sage)
Lineage: Eukaryota; Viridiplantae; Streptophyta; Magnoliopsida; Lamiales; Lamiaceae
Product: scarecrow-like protein 13
Exons: 3
Coding region: 411-2036 (541 amino acids)
Biological process (GO): regulation of DNA-templated transcription
Cellular component (GO): nucleus
Molecular function (GO): sequence-specific DNA binding; DNA-binding transcription factor activity
Source: RefSeq, a predicted model, not a curated record
AUUUGAAUACAACCUUGUCUUUUUUUUUUCUUUUCCGAUGAGCUUGUUCCUUGUUUUUUGCUUCUGUAUCUUCAAUAAAUGUUUGUCUGAUUUCGGACUGUAUAUUUGUGAUUUAUGAACUUUGUGAGGAUUGAGGAUCGAAAUUUGAGAUUUGGGGUUUCAUGUUCUAGCUUCUAUAUAUUUUCUGCUCUAAUAAUCUUACUAAGGCUUUGAGGAAUCUUCUCAUUAGAUACUGAAUUUCUAUGCUAAAAAUUUAUAAUUGGAAUUCUUGCUAUAAAUUAAGGUGCAGAUGCCCAUUAGACGUGAAUGACGUAGCCUGUUCGUAUCAGUGUAUCCUCUGUCCAAGAAUACCACACAGGACGUCUCGAGUUGUCAGAACUUAACUGAAGUUGGUUGUAGUUUUUCUUCAGAUGCAAACAUCCCAAACAUCUGCCUCUUUCCAAAGCUUUUACAAUCAGCCUAUGCAGCAGGUUGACCCAUACGGAAGUUCAACUGGUAGCCGAAGCCAGGGAACUGAAGUUUCUUUUCAAACUUGCCCUGAUCAGUUCUUCACUCUGGAAUCAACUCCAGCGACUGAUUAUGCUACAUACAGUUCACCUUCAGCUGUAAGUGUCUCUUCCAGUAGAAGUCCAUUUUCUCCCCAGGGCUCUCAAUCGUAUGCAUCCGAUCUCUAUCAGCCAUCUGAUAAUACUUACGGUUCACCUCUGAGUGGGUCUUCUGGGGUUGAUGAUGAGAACAAGUUGCUGCAUGCACUGUGGGUAUUGAGGAAUGAACUUCUGGGUCCUGAAUCUGAUACAGAUGAUAGUGGAACCUUCAAUGGUGUAGUUACUCAACCUUCUCCCUUCACAAGAUACAACAAAAUCUUGGAAAUGGCCCCUCACAUGGACCUGAACCAAUUGCUUGUUGCCUGUGCUGAAAUAGUAUCAGAAGCUGAUACCAUAUCUAUGUCAGACAGGCAGGUGGCCAUAUCAGCUGCAGAAGCUUUGAUGGAUAUAUUGGAGAAGAAAGUUUCAGUGUCUGGUGAGCCUGCCCAAAGAUUAGGUGCAUACAUGUUGGAAGGACUCAGGGCUAGGCUGUUAUCAUCUGGAAGCAUAAUUUACAAAAAGUUGAAGUGCAAAGAGCCGACGAGUUCAGAAAUGAUGUCUUACAUGGGCGUGCUCUAUCAAAUCUGCCCGUACUACAAGUUUGCUUACAUGUCAUCAAAUGUUAUCAUUGGGGAAGCCAUGGAAAAUGAAAGCAGGAUCCACAUAAUUGAUUUUCAGAUUGCACAAGGUAGUCAGUGGAUCUCCUUGAUUCAAGCUCUUUCACGUCGGGCUGGUGGGCCCCCAUUUAUUCGCAUCACCGGUGUUGAUGAUUCACAAUCAGCUCAUGCUCGGGGCGGAGGACUCGAGUUAGUUGGUCAGAAACUAGCACAACUGGCUGAGUCAUGUGGAGUGCCAUUUGAAUUUAAUGGUGCGGCUAUGUCCGGGUGCCAGGUCCAACUGGAGCAUCUUAAAGUUCGGCACGGGGAAGCUUUGGCUGUGAAUUUUCCCUACAUACUGCACCACAUGCCGGAUGAGAGUGUGAGCACUGCGAAUCAUCGCGACCGACUCCUCAGACUAAUGAAGAGCUUGUCACCCAAGAUUGUGACCCUUGUUGAGCAAGAAUCCAACACUAAUACCUCUACUUUCGCUCAACGAUUCUGUGAAACCCUAGACUACUAUACAGCAAUGUUUGAGUCUAUUGAUGCAGGACGCCCGAGGGAUGACAGACAACGGAUUAGUGCAGAGGAGCACUGCGUGGCAAAGGACGUGGUCAACAUAAUAGCAUGCGAGGGGAUUGAGAGGGUGGAAAGGCAUGAGCUCUUUGGUAAGUGGAGAAUGAGACUCGAAAUGGCGGGCUUCUCCCAACUCCGACUCAGCCCAUCGGUUAGUAAUUCUGUGAGGGACAUGUUGAAAGAAUAUAGCUCAAAUUACAGAAUAGCGGAGGGUGGCAAUGGUGCUCUGUAUCUUGGAUGGAAGAAUAGAGCUUUAGCUACAAGUUCUGCAUGGAGAUGAUUAUCCCAAUGUGAAGAAAUUAUAAUAAUACUUGGUAGGUUUAAAUUAGAGUUAACUCUACGUGUAAAGUGAAAUCCAGUGUCUUUUCUUUCUUCUGUGGCGUUUGUGUAGUAGUAAGAGGAACUGAGUUUUAAUCUGCGUAGCUGAUGAUAGGCAUCAGUUGUCACACGUGAUUCUAAAACUUCACAUUCUUUGCUAGAAUUUUUCUUUCUGCUGGUGUUUCGGUUUUAUUUUCA